Chroicocephalus ridibundus (black-headed gull) is the source of this 5067-nucleotide messenger RNA. RefSeq names its product solute carrier family 2 member 9 (gene SLC2A9). The transcript is spliced from 13 exons. The record is from RefSeq and is a predicted model, not a curated record. Gene Ontology annotation, molecular function: hexose transmembrane transporter activity. NCBI's taxonomy places the organism in Eukaryota, Metazoa, Chordata, Aves, Charadriiformes, Laridae. Bases 114 to 1703 code for a protein of 529 amino acids. Gene Ontology annotation, biological process: monosaccharide transmembrane transport. Gene Ontology annotation, cellular component: plasma membrane.
UUUAACUGUCCCUAUUUCAGAGAAGAGGGCUGCUCUGAACUGCACUGAACUUCAGAAAUCACUGGAAGUGAAGAAUACUUUGGAUAAGCGCUAUUGCCUGACAAGGUAACAGAAUGGAGAACAAACAGCAAAGCAACGGUGAGAUCAAAGAAAAUAAGGUGGUGAAGAAAAAAACGAAUUGGUCUGGAAGUCUUAUCGUAGCCUCUUUAACUGGUGCUUUUGGCUCGUCUUUUCUGUAUGGUUACAAUCUCUCGGUGGUGAACGCUCCUGCAGUGUAUAUCAAGAAGUUUUACAAUGAAACUUGGGAAAGAAGAUAUGGCUUCUCAGUGGAUGAAAGCACACUGACUCUCCUCUGGUCCAUAACUGUUUCUAUUUUUGCCAUUGGUGGCCUUGUGGGUGCCAUAAUUGUUACCCCAAUUGUGAAGUUCUUUGGACGGAAAUGUACAUUGCUGCUCAAUAAUGUGUUUGCAGUGACAGCUGCAUUGUUGAUGUCCUUCUCCUUGCUGGCGGGGUCGUUUGAAAUGCUCAUACUGGGACGUAUUAUAAUGGGUGUUGAUGCAGGCAUUUCUCUGAGUGCCCUUCCCAUGUAUUUGAGUGAAAUAUCUCCUAAAGAAAUCCGUGGUUCAUUGGGUCAGGUCACAGCGAUUUUCAUCUGUAUUGGUGUUUUCACUGGUCAAGUUUUGGGGCUGCCAGAAAUAUUUGGGCAGGAAUCUCGGUGGCCUUACUUAUUUGGAGCGAUCAUUGUGCCUUCAUUGAUACAAGUUGUGAUUCUGCCUUUUCUUCCUGAAAGUCCUCGUUACCUUCUACUUGAAAAACAUAACACGAGCAAGGCAGAAAAAGCAUUUCAGACCUUCCUUGGGAAAGACGACGUGUCUCAUGAAAUAGAAGAAGUUUUGGCAGAGUCUCGAGUCCAAAGAAACACCAAGUUAGUGUCAAUACUUCAGCUUCUGAGAACCCGUGCUGUGCGAUGGCAGGUCAUUACCGUGGUUGUCACCAUGGGCUGCUACCAGCUCUGUGGGCUAAAUGCUAUCUGGUACUACACAAACAACAUCUUUAGUGAAGCUGGGAUCCAUCAUGAAACAAUCCCCUAUGUUACUCUAAGUACUGGUGCUGUUGAGACUCUGGCUGCUGUUUUUUCUGGCUUAGUUAUUGAACGGCUUGGACGCAGGCCUCUUCUCAUCGGAGGUUUUGGGCUGAUGGUUGUCUUCUUCGGAGUACUUACUGUCUCUCUGACUUUACAGAAAACCGUGCAUUGGCUUCCUUACCUCAGUAUAUUUUGCAUCCUUGCAAUCAUUGCAUCAUUCUGCAUUGGACCAGGUGGAAUUCCAUUUGUCCUCACCGGAGAGUUUUUCCAGCAGUCGCAGAGGCCGGCCGCGUUCAUGAUAGCUGGGACAGUCAACUGGCUCUCCAACUUCGCAGUCGGACUGCUCUUCCCUUUCAUUCAGAGUGGUUUACAGACCUACUGCUUCCUAGUGUUUGCUGCCAUCUGCUUUGCGGGUGCUACCUACCUGUUUUUUGUCCUGCCUGAAACAAAAAAUAAGACAUUUCAUGAGAUCAACCAGGCAUUUGCCAAAAGGAAUAAAGUGUCUUUAGAAAUGCAAGAAAUGAACCACUACCCAGGGGAGAGGAAAUCGAGUGCAGAACAAGAGUCAAACUUCACGUCUUCGGUGGACAAUGGGGAAACCAAAAAAGGGAUCGUGUAAACCCAGGAAGUUCUUUCAGGAGACGGGGGAAAACAUGUAUUUUUUCAUUCAGUAUGUUUAUAGCAAUGCACAACUUGUAUAUUUUAUGUGACAGCGUGAACUGCUUCCCCCUUGAAUGUGUUUUAAGUGAGUACAGGUGAAUUCGUUAGCAGCUAGGGUGAUGGUUGAGGAAAUGAGAGGCGGGAGUAGUGGCAGCUGAUUAAAUAAAUAAGAGCCAAAAUUUUCUUGGGCACCUGUGAAAUAGGUGCUGUGGUGGGAAUGUAGACUAGGAGAAGUAAAGUGGUGGUGGGGAACCAGGGUUGUGAGGAGCAGCUGGCUGAGCACCCCUGUGUGCUAAUGAGGAGGUGUGAGUGCAGUCACUGAGGAGGAGGAGGCAGGGAAGAGGGAAGAGAUCCCAGCAGGGGUCUGCUAAGAAUCAAUGCAAGUGAACCUGAAAUGGUACCAGCUUGCGUUUCUCCGCAUUUCCCAAUAUGUCAUGAAAGUUGCAGGUGAGAACUGAGGACUUCAAAGAAGGCUCGUGACACUCCCCUGACCUCCCAUUCCUUUUCCAGCUAUUUUGACUUUCAGUUGCUUUGUCUCAACAUCUCCCAGCUUCUCACAAAAAUGAGAGCUCUGGGUCCUGAUGGGUUUCCCUGUCUCUCUUGCAAAUCCUGAUCGACUAGUGAUAGAGUUGCCUCUAGUUUCUGGGUUUGCUGACGCUGCAUUUCUGUGGAUAUAUAUAUAUAUAUUUUUUUUUUAAUUCUAUUUUUUAAGAAUAGCUAUGGAAGCUUUAAUAUGAAAAGAAAACUAAACCUCAUGGUGAAGAGAGAGAACUCUGAUGGUACAUGUAGGGUGUAGCAUUAAAAAAAAAAUCAAACACCAGGUUUUUCAAGGGUUGGGAUUUUUUUUUUUUUUUGCUUUUCUUUUCAAGUUCCUUUUAAAACAAGUCUUAGGAGCUAAAAUUUCCGUGAGACCCAGUAAGUGUCAUUUCUUAACACUCAGAUCUCUCCAAAGGAAUUUGGGUGCCUUUUUCUUACUUAAACACUAAUUUUCAUUUGGGCAUUAGACUCUGAAGCUCCAGGCCUAGUUCACGUUAAUAUGCUUCUAAGCUAUUUAAUGCUGUGUAAAACUGUCCUCAGAGUCUGCUUAAUUUCAUGAUAGAAAGACUCAGCAGGCUCUCAGGGCUUAGGUGAUCCAUUCCCUUCCAUGUGGGAUUUUUUUUAACGAACAUCAUCCUUCUAGUUUGUGAUUUUGAUAAUAGUUCUUCUUGACCCUUCUAGGUACCUGGAUGCUGAGGAGGUAAUAAGCACUUUUAAAUUAAAUAGUUAGCUGUUUUAUAUGAAAACUCAGUGAGUCUUAGAGCUGCUCUCAGUUAGGAGUGAGGCACAAGAAGCAAGUGAAGCAUUUAGGUAGAGCCGGCUGCUUGCACGAGUUUUAUUUACUAAUCGAGGAGUUCAUAAAUUUUAGGGGUAUUUGAGGGGGGGGAAAUAAUAUAUGUACUCAAAUAUAUUCCAAAUAUAGAAAUAUAUAUGAAUAUAUAUUUUCUUAUGUAUACAAUGGAGAGUUGCUUUCCAAUAUUUGGGGUUUUUUAGAUUUUCCUGAGUGAUAAGCUGCUUAUUGUUUUGUUCUACACUGUAAAUUACACUGUAAAUUAAAGUCAGAGAUCCUAAUAUUCAGCUAUUACUACCAAAUGACAUAUAUGGUUUUAUACUGUGAUUUAUUUAUAUGUGGCAUAUUUACUGCACACAUUGUAAGCUGACCUAAUAGGGCAAUUUUACUGCUGGGUAAUGGAAGAAAAUUUGGUCUGAGCCUUUAUGCCAGGAUUUAUACUAUUUUACUGGGACAGAGGUACAGCAACAAGUAAGAAAAUGAAAAUAUAUAUGAGCUAGAGAAUGAAGAAUGAAAAAAAUCAGAUUUAUUAUAUUGGUGCUACUGUUAGGAAACAGAGUGAAUCAAGAUUAUACCAACUGAUAAUCAUAUAUAGAAGCUAAUCAAAUACUACGGAGAAAACCUGAAGAAAGAUGGCUUCUAAUUGUAGAAAACUUGUAAAACUAUACAUAGCAAAUGCACAUGUCAUCUUUCAGUGGCUUUAGUUGCCUAUUCCAUGUGUUACCUGAGUCUUGCUAAGUGGUUGAGUCACCAUCCCUGGAGAUAUUUAAAAGAUGGGUAGACAUAGUGCUUAGAGAUAUGGUUUAGUGAUGGUUUUGUCAGGGUUAGGUUGAUGGUUGGACUAGAUGGUCUGAAAGGUCCCUUCCAACCUUGGUGAUCCGAUGUAAAAAAUGAGUUUGAAUGCCAGGAAGAAAUUCUUCCUCUUCUGCCUGCAGGGUGAGAACGACAAGUUGAGACCCUGUCACUCAAAUUGAGAAUUACCUUACUUUGCAGUUAGAUCUACUAACAUGGUAUGAUGUGAUCUGAUUUGAGUUCAAGUGGCAGGAUUGGAAUCCAUUAUUAUUAUUAGAAUUAGAAAAAUUUAGCGCUUACUGCUGUUUAUUAAUGUACAUUACAGGCAUUACAUGUUGAUAACAUUGCCAUUGGAUAACUUCAAUAAAAUACCAUGUUGGCCUGAUAAGGCAGUUGUACUGGACUUCUGCAACAAGAUUAAAUCAUCUUACAGUUGCAUUUGGAGCCCAGCUCUGAAUGUGUUAGGAGAUGGUUGGAUAGAAUUUCCUCAGGGGCUUGUACAGAUUUAACAGCGGGGGGGUCGUGUUUUCCUCGUUUGCAAUCCCAUUUGCCCAUCUCUUGCCCUACCUGAGCUAGGCAUCUGAGACAGGCAGUGCCAGAUAGGCACUUUCUGUGCGGCUGCAAAGAUAGCUGCUGCACAUGGAGGACGCCGUGGGGCAGUGGUUGCAUGUCUCACCAGCCGUUUGCUCCAGCCCGUGGUACAGGCUAAAAGCGAUUCCAGUCUCCAGGCGAUGUGUAAGUGUGCAGGUGCUUUGCUCACCGGCCAGGGAAGGUGGCUGCGGUCUCCUUUGCCUUGGGUUGUGGAAGUUUCUGAGGAAACUUCAGAUGUGCCGGUACUGCAUUAACUUUCUCAUCUCUGACCCUGACGAAAGUUUUGUGGUGUUCUUCAAGUUGUUCCAUAAUGUGGGGUUUUUUUUUCCCGUUGUUAUGCUGCUAUAGCUUCUCCAGCAAUGAGAGGACAAAAUGGAAAAUAUCGGCAAUUUAUCAUUUGGUUUUUCUAGUUGAAUGUAUCAAAUUGUCUACAGCCCAUGUGUUUGUCAGUGAAUUGUUGUGUGGUUUCACGUUCUCUUUUCCUGUCUGUGACACUGGAGUGAAGUACUGCGAGAUGGUGUUUGUACGAGUAACCGCAAGUGGGUUAUGUGUGUGUGAUCAACUAUGUCCGUGCGCAGUGAUUGCAAAAUAAACCUUUGGAAUUAAACUAAAA